AUGGAAGAGUGUCAUCCUACUACUACUCCUAUUGAAGAAGGAUUAAAAUUGUGUCUUGAGCCAAAUCAAAUAUCGGUUGACAAAGGAAGAUACCAAAGGCUUGUAGGAAGAUUAAUGUACUUGGCCCAUACCAGACCAGAUCUUACUUAUGCAUUAAGUGUUUUUAGUCAGUACAUGCAUAACCCAGGAGAAAAACAUAUGAAUGAUGUCAUGCACAUCUUAAGGUAUUUGAAAUCUGCACCUGGAAGGGGUAUUUUGUUCACUAAACACACCGAUUAUCAAGAAAUAAAUGUAUAUACAGAUGCAGAUUGGGCUAGAGCCAUAAAUGACAGGAGGUCUACAUCAGGUUAUUUCACUUUUGUAGGAGGAAACCUUGUAACUUGGAGGAGCAAAACACAAAACGUGGUUGCCUGCUCAAGUGCAGAAGCUGGAUUUAGAGGUAUAGCACUUGGUUUAUGUGAAGCAUUGUGGUUAAAGCUACUGUUGGAAGAUUUAGGAUACCCUCCUAGGCAACCAAUCCAGCUGUAUUGUGACAACAAAGUUGCAUGUGAUAUUGCCCAUAAUCCAGUAUAA
This is a messenger RNA of Vigna radiata var. radiata (mung bean), 573 nucleotides long. RefSeq lists its product as uncharacterized. Lineage: Eukaryota; Viridiplantae; Streptophyta; Magnoliopsida; Fabales; Fabaceae. The transcript has a single exon. The record is from RefSeq and is a predicted model, not a curated record. Bases 1 to 573 code for a protein of 190 amino acids.